Onychomys torridus (southern grasshopper mouse) is the source of this 1199-nucleotide messenger RNA. RefSeq names its product GPN-loop GTPase 3 (gene Gpn3). The transcript has 8 exons. The coding region runs from base 69 to 923 and encodes 284 amino acids. The record is from RefSeq and is a predicted model, not a curated record. NCBI's taxonomy places the organism in Eukaryota, Metazoa, Chordata, Mammalia, Rodentia, Cricetidae. Gene Ontology annotation, molecular function: GTPase activity.
AGGGAGCCUCGCGCGAAGGCUGAAGGGAGGAGGAGUGUGGCAGGCGGCCGGGAGCCCGGGCAGCCGGCAUGCCUCGGUAUGCGCAGCUAGUUAUGGGCCCCGCGGGCAGCGGGAAGAGCACCUACUGUUCCACUAUGGUUCAGCACUGUGAAGCCCUCAACCGCUCUGUGCAGGUGGUCAACCUGGAUCCAGCAGCAGAACACUUCAGCUACCCCGUGAUGGCAGACAUCCGGGAACUGAUCGAGGUGGAUGACGUGAUGGAGGACGAGUCUCUGCGGUUUGGUCCCAAUGGAGGAUUGGUAUUCUGCAUGGAGUACUUUGCCAACAACUUUGACUGGCUGGAGAACUGUCUGGGCCACGUUGAAGAUGACUACAUCCUUUUUGACUGUCCAGGUCAGAUCGAGCUGUACACACACCUGCCUGUGAUGAAGCAGCUGGUCCAGCAGCUUGAGCAGUGGGAAUUCCGAGUGUGCGGAGUGUUCCUGGUGGAUUCUCAGUUCAUGGUGGAGUCUUUCAAGUUUAUUUCUGGCAUCCUGGCAGCUCUAAGUGCCAUGAUUUCUCUAGAGAUCCCACAAGUUAACAUCAUGACGAAGAUGGACCUGCUCAGUAAAAAAGCCAAGAAAGAAAUUGAGAAGUUUCUAGAUCCAGACAUGUACUCUCUGCUAGAAGAUUCAACGAGUGACUUAAGAAGCCAAAAGUUCAAGAAGCUGACGCAAGCUGUGUGUGGUCUGAUCGAUGACUACAGCAUGGUUCGGUUUCUGCCGUAUGACCAGUCGGAUGAGGAAAGCAUGAACAUAGUGCUCCAGCACAUCGACUUUGCCAUUCAGUAUGGGGAGGACUUGGAGUUUAAGGAGCCAAAGGAACAGGAGGAAGAGUCUUCCUCCAUGUUUGAUGAAUAUUUUCAAGAACGGCAGAAUGAGUGAGGUUGACUACACAGUGACCAUCUGAUUGUGGCCACUCAGAACACUCUUUGGAGGAGGUGACCAUGGGAAGACGCUGCUUGUUUUAAUGUAAACACUGGGCUCUCCCUGGAGUGAGUGAGCCCGGAUUGUGCUCUGAGCUCUGAGACUGCUGCUUUCAAGAGAUUUUAUUCUGACAGCAUCAUUUUGGGUUUAAAAAGAUCAAAGUAGCAAAUCAUACACAAAGACUUGUAUAUAAUAUAAAUCAACCUAUCCCCACACAUAUAUCGUGUGUGUGUG